ACGCCUCAACCUAGUGACGUUUAUUUCAACAUGGCUGCCUUCAUGCGGUUGUUUUGAACUUAGGAAUGUUCGAAACUUGCUGUAUUUCCCAAAAAGCCCCGUUUGGAAGUCAGGAUGUUACACAGGGAAUAAUAGAUACAGUUAUCAUCGGAUCAACCGAUAAGAGGAUUUAAGCAGCGGAUUAAGAAGAGCCUGCGUCCAUUUUUGUCACCAGACAACAUUUUGACAAGUCGAGACUGGUUCAGUGUUCUCUCUCUAGGCCCCUGACCACCAGAUCAGAUUCCAUGAUGGAAGAGGAAACUACAGUGUCCACCUCCUAUGUGUUCCGGGGGAUAGAGUACAUAGUAACAAUGUCCACUCAGUCCCAGAGUCUGACUCUGGAGGUAGAGGACAGGUUAACAGCUGACCAAUGGCGGGCCACAUUUGACUCAGCAUACAUAGAGGAUUUAACACAUAAAACAGGAAACUUCAAACAGUUCCACAUCUUCAAUAGCAUGUUGGAGUCUGCUGUCACUCAGAGCAGUGACAGUGUAUCCCUAGACCUACUUACCUACUCAGACCUGGAGUCUCUCAGACAGAGGAAGACAAACGUCCCCAAAACCUCUAUACCCUCCAACAGAUCUGUGUCGGUCAACUCCAAACGUUACCUCAUCCUCACAUACACUGUGGAAUUUGACAGGAUACACUACCCCCUCCCAAUUCCUUACAUGGGAAAGCCUGACCCCCGCCGUCUUCAGGAGACUAUCCGCCAGCUCAGGGAAGAAAUAAAAACUCUACGCCAGCAGGGAGGAUCAGAAUUCAAGUCCAAGGAAAUGGAAAAGUUACAGCGAGAUUAUAAAACACUGCUGAAGGAAAAGGAAGAAACAGAAGCUGAAUUUUUACAGUACAGACGUGAGAUGAAAAGCACAUCAUCAGGAAAUGCUGUAAAGGAGAUUCGUGCUUUAAAAUUAUUUAGUAAGAGUCUAGAGGAGGAACUGAUGAAGGAGAAGACACGACACCAGCGGUCUGCCAGUAAACGAAGCCAGGAAUAUAGGGACUUGCUGGAGGAGGUAGAAGAGUUAAGGGCAUCAGAGAGGAAUCUUCGUGUUCGAGUGAAGAGCUUAACAAAUGAGCUUGCCAUGUACAAAAGAGACAGGAUACACCCCCCUGUACACCACCAAAGGUCAUCUCGACCUCCAGCACGGGACAGAUUUCCUUCCCGAGAACGGUCACUUUCUCGAGAGCGAUCUCUGUCCAGAGAUAGGUCAUGGUCGAGUGACCGAUUGUCAGUCAGAGAGAGGUCAAUGUCUCGAGACCGAGACCGUCCAUCAUCAGCUCCAAACCGGAGUCGUAAUUCAUCCUACAGAAACUCCUUCACUAAGCCUCGGAGUCGCACACCUUCUCCCUCUCCAGCAGGUGCUAGAAAUCCAAGGUUUGAUCCUUCGGCUUACAUCAAGGAUCAAGAACGACGGAAAUCAGAAAACAAAUUAAAGAAACAAAGGCAAGUGAGGUCUAAUUUAUCAGGCUGCUCCAACAGAUCUAAACAGUCACCAAGCUCCUCCAGAAUAAACUCUAGUCGUCUAUCAGCAGCAAGCAGUCGAAACAGAUCACGGACAUCUUCUUAUGGGAGUGCAGGUGAAUUAAGUGAUGGAGGGAUGUCCGACUCUUCCUACUCACGUUUACGGACAUACAACAAGAAUUACACUAGAAACAAACGACCGGAAUCACAGUCAAACCCUUACCAGUCCAGUCCUGAAGUGCCCCAGAAAACAACAAGUAGAAUAACUGCCAAAUCAAGAAACCACAAAAAACUUCCCGUGUCCAGUACUCCCGACAACCACUACCAAACCAAGAGGAAGCGACCUCUACGGAACAAGGAAAACUUCCCUGUGGAGAGUGGAGAUGAUAGUGAUUAUUUUGAUCGAUCAGUGGAAAUCUCAGAAAUUGAUGAGAGACUGAGCCGACUGCAACAGCUGAUGAAGACUAGUAUGGACUGACAAAGUGAUUAGUAUAGAUGUUAUAACUGACCACCUAAAUCAACCAAAUAGCAGGAGUAGUCUGUAUUGGUCUGACCAUCUUAACAUUGUCAUGGAGGGAAGACUUUAGUACUAAAUCUUCGUGGAAGGUCUGCCUUCAGGAUGGACAAGUUUCCAGGCUUCUACAUCACAACAGCUGGGCGAGACAUCUACAUGAAGAUUAAUAAUGGGCAGUCAUAGCAACUAGUUGUUAGUUGACUGAUGUCACAGUGACUACAAAAGUACUCUUGUCUGGGUAUAUUAUAUAGUUGACUGAUGUCACAGUGACUACAAAAGUACUCUUGUCUGGGUAUAUUAUAUAGUUGACUGGUGUCACAGUGACUACAAAAGUACUCUUGUCUGGGUAUAUUAUAUAGUUGACUGAUGUCACAGUGACUACAAAAGUACUCUUGUCUGGGUAUAUUAUAUAGUUGACUGAUGUCACAGUGACUACAGAAGUACUCUUGUCUGGGUAUAUUAUAUAGUUGACUGGUUUCACAGUGACUACAAAAGUACUCUUGUCUGGGUAUAUUAUAUAGUUGACUGAUGUCACAGUGACUACAAAAGUACUCUUGUCUGGGUGUAUUAUAUAGUUGACUGAUGUCACAGUGACUACAAAAGUACUCUUGUCUGGGUGUAUUAUAUAGUUGACUGAUGUCACAGUGACUACAGAAGUACUCUUGUCUGGGUGUAUUAUAUAGUUGACUGGUGUCACAGUGACUACAAAAGUACUCUUGUCUGGGUAUAUAAUGAGUAGUUGACUGGUGUCACAGUGACUACAAAAGUACUCUUGUCUGGGUGUAUUAUAUAGUUGACUGAUGUCACAGUGACUACAAAAGUACUCUUGUCUGGGUGUAUUAUAUAGUUGACUGAUGUCACAGUGACUACAAAAGUACUCUUGUCUGGGUAUAUUAUAUAGUUGACUGAUGUCACAGUGACUACAAAAGUACUCUUGUCUGGGUGUAUUAUAUAGUUGACUGAUGUCACAGUGACUACAGAAGUACUCUUGUCUGGGUAUAUUAUAUAGUUGACUGAUGUCACAGUGACUACAAAAGUACUCUUGUCUGGGUAUAUUAUAUAGUUGACUGAUGUCACAGUGACUACAAAAGUACUCUUGUCUGGGUAUAUUAUAUAGUUGACUGAUGUCACAGUGACUACAAAAGUACUCUUGUCUGGGUGUAUUAUAUAGUUGACUGAUGUCACAGUGACUACAAAAGUACUCUUGUCUGGGUGUAUUAUAUAGUUGACUGAUGUCACAGUGACUACAAAAGUACUCUUGUCUGGGUGUAUUAUAUAGUUGACUGAUGUCACAGUGACUACAGAAGUACUCUUGUCUGGGUAUAUUAUAUAGUUGACUGAUGUCACAGUGACUACAAAAGUACUCUUGUCUGGGUAUAUUAUAUAGUUGACUGAUGUCACAGUGACUACAAAAGUACUCUUGUCUGGGUAUAUAAUGAGUAGUUGACUGGUGUCACAGUGACUACAAAAGUACUCUUGUCUGGGUGUAUUAUAUAGUUGACUGGUGUCACAGUGACUACAAAAGUACUCUUGUCUGGGUAUAUAAUGAGUAGUUGACUGAUGUCACAGUGACUACAAAAGUACUCUUGUCUGGGUGUAUUAUAUAGUUGACUGAUGUCACAGUGACUACAAAAGUACUCUUGUCUGGGUAUAUAAUGAGUAGUUGAAUGAUGUCACAGUGACUACAAAAGUACUCUUGUCUGGGUGUAUUAUAUAGUUGACUGAUGUCACAGUGACUACAAAAGUACUCUUGUCUGGGUGUAUUAUAUAGUUGACUGAUGUCACAGUGACUACAAAAGUACUCUUGUCUGGGUAUAUUAUAUAGUUGACUGAUGUCACAGUGACUACAAAAGUACUCUUGUCUGGGUGUAUUAUAUAGUUGACUGAUGUCACAGUGACUACAGAAGUACUCUUGUCUGGGUAUAUUAUAUAGUUGACUGAUGUCACAGUGACUACAAAAGUACUCUUGUCUGGGUAUAUUAUAUAGUUGACUGAUGUCACAGUGACUACAAAAGUACUCUUGUCUGGGUAUAUAUAGUUGACUGAUGUCACAGUGACUACAAAAGUACUCUUGUCUGGGUAUAUUAUAUAGUUGACUGGUGUCACAGUGACUACAAAGUACUCUUGUCUGGGUGUAUUAUAUAGUUGACUGAUGUCACAGUGCCUACAAAAGUACUCUUGUCUGGGUGUAUUAUAUAGUUGACUGGUGUCACAGUGCCUACAAAAGUACUCUUGUCUGGGUAUAUUAUAUAGUUGACUGGUGUCACAGUGACUACAAAAGUACUCUUGUCUGGGUAUAUUAUAUAGUUGACUGAUGUCACAGUGACUACAGAAGUACUCUUGUCUGGGUGUAUUAUAUAGUUGACUGGUGUCACAGUGACUACAGAAGUACUCUUGUCUGGGUAUAUAAUGAGUAGUUGACUGAUGUCACAGUGACUACAAAAGUACUCUUGUCUGGGUGUAUUAUAUAGUUGACUGAUGUCACAGUGACUACAAAAGUACUCUUGUCUGGGUAUAUUAUAUAGUUGACUGAUGUCACAGUGACUACAAAAGUACUCUUGUCUGGGUAUAUUAUAUAGUUGACUGGUGUCACAGUGACUACAAAAGUACUCUUGUCUGGGUAUAUUAUAUAGUUGACUGAUGUCACAGUGACUACAAAAGUACUCUUGUCUGGGUAUAUUAUAUAGUUGACUGAUGUCACAGUGACUACAAAAGUACUCUUGUCUGGGUAUAUUAUAUAGUUGACUGAUGUCACAGUGACUACAAAAGUACUCUUGUCUGGGUAUAUUAUAUAGUUGACUGGUGUCACAGUGACUACAAAAGUACUCUUGUCUGGGUAUAUUAUAUAGUUGACUGAUGUCACAGUGACUACAAAAGUACUCUUGUCUGGGUAUAUUAUAUAGUUGACUGAUGUCACAGUGACUACAAAAGUACUCUUGUCUGGGUAUAUUAUAUAGUUGACUGAUGUCACAGUGCCUACAAAAGAACUCUUGUCUGGGUAUAUUAUAUAGUUGACUGAUGUCACAGUGACUACUAAGUUUAAAAUAUAGUGUUAAUUUUAAUGUUAUACCCUGUGAUAUUUGUCAACGAUAACAUUAUUUUAUCUCCUAAUACAUUUGUGUAUAGUAUAGACAAUUCCCAUAUUCUAUGUCAUACAGAGUUAUCUCCCAUGGUAUAAUACACCAUACCCAUCCUGCUCUUUACAAUAUGACUGCUUACUGAACAAAAUCAAAUCCGUUUAUUGACGACAGGUGAAACACAUCAAGUAUCUGUAGAUAUAUAUAUUUAUUUAGUACAUUUCUGAGUAGUUGAUAUCUGUACAGUAUACUGUAUAUAUAGAAUAGUUGGUAGUAUUUGAUCACAACCUAAGUUAUUACUUGGUAACACAGUCCUGGCCGGAUAGUCACUCAAUACAUCUCACAAACGUCAUGGACUAACACAGUCCUGGCCGAAUAACCACUCAAUACAUCUCACAAAUGUCAUGGACUAACACAGUCCUGGUCGAAUAACCACUCAAUACAUCUCACAAAUGUCAUGGACUAACACAGUCCUGGUCGAAUAACCACUCAAUACAUCUCACAAACGUCAUGGACUAUUUCACCAAACUUUGUCUAAAAUCGUCAAGAUCAUUACAAAACAACAAAUCACCAGUCAGCUGUACUCACUCACAUAUAUCUCACACUAGAGUCGUGUGGAACUGAUGACACCAUUCAUCAUUGAAAUUGAAGUUUCUGUUGUAUCGAAUUAUAAAAAAGAUGUUCAGUCUGAUAUUGAAGUUAUGAUGUACAAGUACAUGGUUUAAUUCUGACCAACACCGACCGACGUCAUUUUGGCAGAACACUUGAAAACAAGUAUAUGUAUGUAUAAAGGUAAAGGUGUUACCAUGGAAACCUGUCACUUUGUAUGGAUACCUGGUACAGAUUUCCAUGUUUGUACUCCGUCCGUAUAGAAGUAGUGUCCUUACACCAAUAUUACAUCGUAGAGGUACAAUGACCGCUCAAAAUGCAUUGUUAGGUAAAUAUACAAGAUAUUACUAGGUUGGUUUCGUUUACGAUUUGUAUAAUUAAGGUGAAAGGGAUGAGUGAUCUUUUCUACGUUUUUGUAUCAAUUGUUAUUGAUUUGUAGUCAAUGUAAAAAAAAUAUCUUGCUAUUUAUUCGCAGAUCAAAAUAAAUUCAUACAAAACCAUCCUGA
This is a messenger RNA of Pecten maximus, 6204 nucleotides long. Its product is annotated as coiled-coil domain-containing protein 61-like. The coding region runs from base 285 to 1976 and encodes 563 amino acids. Lineage: Eukaryota; Metazoa; Mollusca; Bivalvia; Pectinida; Pectinidae. The record is from RefSeq and is a predicted model, not a curated record. The transcript is spliced from 16 exons. Gene Ontology annotation, cellular component: centrosome.